AUGAUCGAGCAUGUUGAUUUUAAAGAACGUGAUUCAGCUAAUAAACUUUAUACACUCGAUGACAAAAAUACCAAGCUUCAGGAAUGUGAUGAUAAAGUAUCAUUAUAUGGAACUGAUAUUGAAGGUGAAUUUUCUCGUUAUCAUUCUCAGAGACCACGAUCUAGAAGAAUUGAUUCGAAUCCCGCAACGGGUAUUCAAUUGAACCGGGUUGACUAUUACGUAAAGCUGAUGCGUGAAAUACUUGAUUAUAUUUAUUUUUCGUAUGCUGAAUAUCAUAAAACAAUCGAAGAAAAACUUAUUCAUUUUCAAAAUGUUCUUCCUGGAUGUGCACAUCUAUUUUCUCUACAGGACGCUAAUAAUCUUGCACAACUUGUUCCUGGUGUUUCGUGCGCUGCUCUUUUACAUUCUGAAAUUGAACUCCUUAAAGAUGAUAUCGAUUCAUGUACUGAAUUGCCAGAAUUUAUUGACAAAUUGAGAGUGAUUAGAAGCGGCUAUCCAAAUGCUGUACGCGUUUAUCAAUUUCUUCUCACUUUGCCAAUUUCCGUGGCCACCAAUGAACGUAGUUUUUCUAAGCUUAAAUUGGUUAAAAACUAUUUAAGGUCUACUUUAUCUAAUGAUAAACUCGAAUGGCUUAUGCUUUGUUCACUUGAAAAGGAUUUAUUACAAUACAUUGAUCUGUCUAGUUUUGCUGAAGAUUGGGCAUUGUCAAAAAACAGAAGAAUAAAAGUUCUGCCAAAUACGUGA
Molecule: messenger RNA, 744 nt
Organism: Rotaria sp. Silwood1
Lineage: Eukaryota; Metazoa; Rotifera; Eurotatoria; Philodinida; Philodinidae
Source: the annotation of a GenBank genome assembly